Molecule: messenger RNA, 1452 nt
Organism: Ananas comosus (pineapple)
Lineage: Eukaryota; Viridiplantae; Streptophyta; Magnoliopsida; Poales; Bromeliaceae
Exons: 5
Coding region: 1-1452 (483 amino acids)
Biological process (GO): DNA transposition
Molecular function (GO): DNA binding; zinc ion binding; transposase activity
Source: RefSeq, a predicted model, not a curated record
AUGACAUUGUCUAAGAUUCAUGGGCAUUGGGAGUAUUCGUAUCAAAGAAUCUACGAUUUUAAAGAGGAAAUUGUUAGAAGAAAUCCCAGCAGCCACGUGGAGGUAAAGCUGCAAGUGAUUAAUGGAGAGCAUCAUUUUCAGCGAAUUUUUCUUGCAUUUGGUCCAUGCAUACAAGGAUUCCUCAAUGGAUGUAGACCUUAUAUUGCAUUAGAUGGAUGUCAUCUCCAAGAAAAGUAUAGAGGAGUUUUGAUAUCGGCCACAAGUAUUGACGGAAACAAAUCAAUUUUUCCCGUCGUUUUUGGUGCUGUGGAGUCGGAGAACUCGAAUAGUUGGGAAUGGUUUCUUCAUGGGUUGAAGGCAGCUAUAGGAGAAUCCGAAGGCCUAGUAUUCUCCUCAGAUAGACAAAAAGGCUUAGAUGAGGCCGUUCAAGUUGUAUAUCCAAGAGUUGAACAUAGAGAAUGCAUGCGCCAUCUUUAUGCCAAUUUCAAAAAAAAAUUUCGUGGGGACUGCUAUAGAGACAAUCUGUGGGCUGCAGCAGGAGCAUAUACACCUAAUGUUUACGAAACUAGCAUCACUAAGGUGUAUGAAGCAAAUCCAAUGGCUAUUGAAUACUUGCGGCAAAACCAUAGUUAUUUGUGGAGCCGAAGUAAAUUUGGAACGAUGGCUAAGUGUGAUUACUUGACUAACAAUAUUUCUGAAUCAUUCAAUGCAUGGAUAUCCAAUGAUAGGCAUAGACCAUUGAUUGAUAUGCUUGAUACUCUCCGGCAAAAAAUAAUGGUUAAGAUGGAGGAUAGAAGAAAUAGAGCAAGAAAAUGGGAUCAUGAAAUCGGUUUGGGUCAAUAUGAGGUGCUAUGGAGUGAUAAAUUCUCAGCAGAAGUGAUUGGAGCUCAAUCAAGGUUUGAAGUUAGAUUAUAUGAUAUGCAGUGUAGCUGCAGAUUAUGGCAAGUGAAAGUCGCCAAAUAUAAGGAGGCCUAUGCUAGUUCCAUUGCACCAUUACCCAGUUGUGAUCAAUGGGUAAAGAUUGACAUCGGUCAUCGUGUAUUACCUCCUAUUUUAAAUAGGCCAGCUGGAAGACCCCGAAACAAGCGAAUUAGAGCACCGGAUGAGAUGGCAAUUAGGAAAAGGCAUCGAUGCAAAAGAUGCAAUAAGUUAGGCCACCGUGCAAAAACAUGCAAGAACCCUGUCGAUGCGAAUCAACAGCCUGCUGCAGGACCAUCUCAAGCAGCGAAUCAACAACCUGCUGCACCCUUACUGAGCAUUAGGCGGCCUAUAGGACCACCACAAGUAGGUAAUGAGCACUCUAAAGCACCAAUUCUAGCAGGGAAUACGCACUCUGAACCACCAUCUCAAGCAAGUAUUAGCAGUGGCACAAGUUGUUUUGGUAUUGGUUUGAAACUUGAUGCAAUGUGUUGUGGAUGCAGUUGUUUUGGUAUUGGUUUGAAACUUGAAUAG